This is a messenger RNA of Mesorhabditis belari, 1086 nucleotides long. The record is from the annotation of a GenBank genome assembly. Lineage: Eukaryota; Metazoa; Nematoda; Chromadorea; Rhabditida; Rhabditidae.
AUGCGAGUAAAAGAUCGAGUGAUGGACGAGUUAAAUUUGAAGCAGCAUGAAUAUUUUCUUGCCCAAGGAACUCUUCGACCCGAUUUGAUAGAAAGUGCUUCGUCUCUUGCAAGUGGACACGCGGAUACAAUUAAAACGCAUCACAACGACACGGCUCUUGUCCGAGAACUUCGCAAAACGGGUCGUGUAAUUGAACCAUUAAAGGAUUUCCACAAAGAUGAAGUCAGAGAAUUGGGUAGCAGUCUUGGCCUUCCCGAUCAUAUUGUGCACAGGCAUCCAUUCCCGGGUCCAGGACUUGCGAUUCGAAUAAUUUGUGCAGAUAGACCCUAUCGAUGUGCUGACUUUGAUGAAACCUCUAUAAAACUAAACAUAUUGGCCAAUCUUGGGAGAGAAUAUCAAAGUAACGGCGAAAGAGCAUUCCGUGAUGAUAUUUGUACGUCACUCGAAGGAUGGGAUCUUUCUUUGUUGACAAAUUCACUUGAUGAGAUCCACACUACUCUACUUCCAAUUAAAUCGGUUGGUGUGCAAGGGGAUAGCAGAUCUUACUCAUAUGUGGCAGCACUCUCUUCUUCAGCAAAACCGAUUCCAUGGAUUCUAUUUGAAAAGAUCGCUUCAUUGGUGCCUAAAAUUUUGCAUAAUGUUAACAGGAUUGUUUAUGUUUUUGGAGAUCCAAUUUUAUAUCCAAUUGAGAACAUUACCAAGACUCACCUCACGAGAGAAUCGGUUCAAAAAUUGCAACUGGCUGACCAUUUGGCGACGGAUGCACUGUUUGGACGUGAUGAAAACGGAGAGAAGGACAAAUAUUUGAAUGAUGUCUCGAAAGUGGUUCAACAGAUGCCAGUGGUCAUGCUUCCCGUUCAUUUUGAUCGAGAUCCAUUUACUCAGCCGAAUUCCUAUCAGCAUUCUUUUUGUGUUCGCCCGUUUAUUACAGCCGAUUUCAUGACUGGAGUGGCAGCUCUACCAGGAAGAGAUAUACCAGAAGAGAAUCUUUUUGCAAUGGCAGAACAAAUUAAACGAUUAGUGCCAGGGACUUCUCGUGUGAUGAUCGAUCUGACGAGUAAACCACCGGGUACGACUGAGUGGGAA